ACAGAAAGUGUAAAAGUAAACUGGAUUGGCAUUUCUGUACCUAGGAAUGUUACAGUAAAACAGUUUUAUGAAGAUUUUGUUGCAGGAAAAAUUGUUUCUGAGGUUCAAUUAAAUAAUAAAGACCGUUUGCUACCAGUUAAAGUAGAGUUUUCACACAACACAACUGGGUCUUUUAAUGCUGUCAGUAUGGAAUGUAACAUGAUUGAAGCAAUUGAAGCUUGGG
Messenger RNA from Dentiscutata heterogama, 223 nucleotides. Lineage: Eukaryota; Fungi; Glomeromycota; Glomeromycetes; Diversisporales; Gigasporaceae. The record is from the annotation of a GenBank genome assembly.